AUGCUGAGAUUCCCAGAGGAGGGACCAAGGGCAAGAGCAGGGGUGUGGCCGCAGGACCUGGACUCAGUGGACCACGGCAGCAGCAAGCAACAGUGUGAGCACAGACACUUCCUGCCCAGGGAUCUCCUGGCCCAUAAAUACCCAUCGUUCCAGGAGGUGCACAUCCCAGCCCUGGUGGCCCAGGCAGCUGAGACCUGCAUUGACAGGGCCACUCACGGCAAUGAGACAGCUAGCGCCUACCUGGCCUGGCACUGGCUGCGGGUCCCAGGGGAGGUGCAGAGACUCAGCUUCUCCACCAUGCCUGUGCUGCUGGCCAACCCGGUGGCCUCAGCCGCCUGCUGCCGCUACGUGGGCCAUGACCUCAGUCAUGCCUUCACCGGGUCCUUCCUAAAUGCCAGGGCCAACGCGGAUGACCCACACGAGGUGUCAAGGGCCAGAGACCUGAACCAGCUGCUGGGGCCCAAGGCCUCGGGCCGGCCUUCACUUAUCCCAGACCUUCACAACACCAUGGCCUCACCUGGAAGACACAGAGCCAGUUGGCAUCUCAGCAGACACCCUGUUGCUUUGAUCGAGGAAGUGAAGGAGCAAGUGGGCAGGGCCAUAAAGUUCGAGCCGCUGCGGCCUGGCGCACCCAUCUUCCAGAUGUUCAGCGGUGAGGACGUGCUCUAUGGGGGGGAGUCCACCAUGGACCCUGUGUUCAUUAACGAGCUUGCCUACUACAAGGAGGGCAUUGCCUUCCUCCAGACUGAGAAGCUCACGUUCUCCGUGCCUGCCCUGCCCGCACUGGCCUCCACCCCGCCAGGGUCCCUGAUCCAGGCACACCUGCCCGGCAUCAGCCCUCCCUUCUGA
Delphinapterus leucas (beluga whale) is the source of this 849-nucleotide messenger RNA. NCBI's taxonomy places the organism in Eukaryota, Metazoa, Chordata, Mammalia, Artiodactyla, Monodontidae. The record is from RefSeq and is a predicted model, not a curated record.